Messenger RNA from Nerophis ophidion (straightnose pipefish), 777 nucleotides. RefSeq lists its product as uncharacterized. Gene Ontology annotation, molecular function: triose-phosphate isomerase activity. The record is from RefSeq and is a predicted model, not a curated record. The transcript has 4 exons. Gene Ontology annotation, cellular component: cytosol. Gene Ontology annotation, biological process: glyceraldehyde-3-phosphate biosynthetic process; glycolytic process; gluconeogenesis. NCBI's taxonomy places the organism in Eukaryota, Metazoa, Chordata, Actinopteri, Syngnathiformes, Syngnathidae.
AUGCAGGCAACAUCUCGUAGAUAUUUUGUAGGAGGAAACUGGAAAUCAAACGGAACUGUUGAUUUUGUUAAAGAUAUUUCUGCAAAUAUGCUAAAUACAUUGGUAUUUGAAAAGGCUCUUUUAGAUGUGGUUAUCGCCCCUAUCUCUCUUCAUAUCCCACUUAUGAAAGCAUUAGUCAUGGACAAAGUAGCCAUUUCUUCUCAAAAUGUGAGCACUCAAUCGAAUGGAGCCUUCACAGGAGAAGUUACUGCUGAACAGUUAAAAGAUUUUGGAAUAAAAUGGACAUUGAUUGGGCAUUCAGAGAGAAGACAUCUCUUCGGUGAAACUAAUGAACAAAUUGCUGAGAAGUGUAAACAAGCUCAAAAUAAUGAGAUUAGUAUUAUUCUAUGCAUUGGAUAAAAGUUAGAAGAACGUGAAGCUUAAAAAACUUUUGAGGUAGUUACGUCACAACUGGAUGCGGUUAAAGAGUCAAUAGGAACAUGGAAUAAUGUUGUUAUUGCUUAUGAGCCGGUGUGGGCUAUUGGAACUGGGAAAGUUGCUAGCCCAGAAUAGGCUUAGUAAGUUCAUGCUCACAUUAGAAGUUGGUUUAAUACCAAUGUUAAUGAAGCGACAGCAGCAGAAAUGCGCGUGAUUUAUGGAGGAUCUGUGAAUGAUAAAAAUUGUAUCAACCUCAUCGAUUAGGAUGAUAUCGAUGGAUUUUUAGUGGGAGGAGCGAGUUUGAAGCCUGGUUUUAGAACAAUAGUAGAGGCUGCUAAUAAUAAAGUAAAAGGAACUUGA